Messenger RNA from Racocetra fulgida, 4137 nucleotides. The record is from the annotation of a GenBank genome assembly. Lineage: Eukaryota; Fungi; Glomeromycota; Glomeromycetes; Diversisporales; Gigasporaceae.
AUGGCCGUUAACAAGAAAGAAAAUCAAAAACCUUGUCAAAAAUGUGGCUCAACUAAUAUUGGUCGAGAAAAAACCUACCAAGAUUUUAAAGACACUAAAACAGGAAAAAUAAAGGAAAUUCACACUGCCUACCUCUAUUACUUCGGUUAUAAUUUUGCUGAUGAAACAUUUGAAAUCGAUAAAGAACAACCUCCUACCGAGGAAGAGAUAGGAAAUGAAGAAUUAAAAAUAUUAAGACUGCUUAGAGAAAAUAAUUGUUCUUUUUGUAAUAAAGAAGUAAAAAGGCUAGAAUUGGCUGGGUUUAUGCAUGAAAAUUACAAUCCUGCCAACUUAGAAAAAAAAUGGGGAGCCAUAGAUAAAAAUAGUCAUUAUUAUAUCUCUUAUUCAGAUUAUUUAAAAGCAAUGGAAGUAGUCGAAACAGAAGAAGAUAUUUGCUCAACUUUGCCUAAUUAUCCUAAAAAGGGUAAAGAAAACAGCGAAGUUUUUAACGAUUUUGACAAAGAACAUAUCACUAAAUUUAAGAAUGAAACAGAUAUCAAUACUUGGCGACAAAAAAAGAAACUUUACGGAAAAAUAAGCGAUGAACAAAAAUUUUUUAUUUUAGAAUAUUUGUGCUAUUUACGGGAUCAUUAUUCCCGAGAUAGCAAUCAAUAUAAGCAAUUCCAAGCAGAGCAAGAAAAAGCCGAAGAAAGAAAUGCUAUUGAAAAAACUAUUGAUGUUUUAAGGGACAAGUACCGGAGCAAAACCCAAAAUAUUCAAAUAAACCGAGAUAAUCAAGACCGGAAAAAAAUACCGGAUGAUUUACCGGACAAUCAAGAGGAAAAAAAGAGUGAAGUGGUUUACCGGCUAGUAGGAGGAAUAAACUCAGUCAGGGAAAAGGAAGUCGCUCGCAAAGACAGUGACCAUUAUGGACAAGUAUUUUACGAACUGGAUGUGGAGGAGAGAAUAGAAAAUGAUAAGGAAAAUAUAAAGACAAUAUACGUUUUUGAGGACGUGAUCGUCACUGAAAAAGAAUUACAAAAUAAAUUACAAAAUUGGAUAAAAGAAAAGAGAAUUUCCCGGCAGAAUAUAAAGGAAAUUAUCGAAAUAUUAGAAAGAAAAUUAGGUAUUCCGCCAAGCAAAAAACCAAUUGAAAAGAUAACGGAACACGAGGAUUUUUCCAAGGCCAAACCUUUAAUAAUGGAAACAACCAACAAUAACAUUUAUCGAAAACUGCAAGUCAUUCAAGAUCAAGUAGGAAGUUUAUUCCGCACCGAGGAAAACAAAGGGCAAAGAUACUCUUUUUUUAAUGAAAAACAAUUGUUAGAAUUAUUAAAACCGGAAUUAGAAAAAAAUCAAUUACUUUUUAUACUAAGUGAUGAAGAAAGUCAACCUUUAAUUCACGAAAAAGAGGGUAGCAUCCAUUAUUUAAAAUACUUAAAAAGGUUGGAAAUAAUAGAUAGCAAUAGCCCAAAUAGUCGCUUAAUUUUUAAGUUCUGGGCUUGUGGACAAAGCAAUGAUUUAGCCAAGGCCAAGGGAGCAUCAGAAACUUACUCUACUAAAUACAUAUUAUCGAAGUUUUUUUUAAUACCGGUCAAAGAUACUAGUGAUCCAGAUUACCAAGAAAAAGAGGCCAAAGAAACAAUCGAUAAAGAACAAAUUGAGAGAUUAUUAAAUUUGCUGGAAAUUAAAAUCCAAAACUGGCAAAAAGAAAAAAAUACCAGCAAGCCCAACUCUUUUACCAAGUUUUUAAACAAAAUAUUUGGUAGUUACAACUUAAAUGGUGAAACUACUUUAGAUAAUUUCCUCACCCGGGCCUAUUUAUUAAAUGAAAAAGAUAGACAGGGGGAAGAAAUGAAAUGUAACAAAUGUUUAAAAACAAUUCCCGAAGGGGAAGAAGUAACUGAAUAUGGCAAUCAUUAUAGAACUCCCGAAGUUUACGAGUGCAUCAGAUUAUUUUAUAAGAGGGUAGAAGGAGGCAACAUUACCUACUACAUGCAAGAAAAAAAAUUACAAGAUGCUCUAACUUUUACUAUUAGCGAAAAAGACAGACCGGAACAAAAAGAAAACAUCAAAAGUAGCGAGAAAAAAGUAGUAGAAAAGACCAAACUAAUAGACAGAAUUAAAGAAAUUAGACCAUAUGAAAAACAAUAUGGUCAAAAAACUCUGAAAAGUUGUCGAAUAAUAACCGAAAAAGGAGAAAAAUUUAAGGGAAGUUACGGAAUAACAUAUGAAUUCGACUUGGAAAAGACGGGAAAAUACUGGCAAUUAGAGGGAAAAACAAAAUACCAAGAGGUGAUAGAGAAAGAAAUCAUAUGUAAUAAGUGUCGAAAACAAAAAGAUAAAGAAGUUAAAAUCACCGAAAAUAAAGAAGCCAAAAAACAAGAAAAAGAAGAACAUAAAUGUUCUGAAUCUGAAUGUGAUAAAGAAGCGGAACAUCAAGACCAAGACAGUAAGAAAUAUUACUGCGAUGAGCAUUGGGAAGAACUAAAAACCGAAGAAAAGGCAGAAACUCCAAAAGAAUCGGAAAGCAAAGGAGAAACUAGUCCUAAAACCAGGCUAAUCCGUAAAGACGGGCAAAUUGCCAAAACUAAACUGCGACAGGAAACGGAAAAUGCUCGACUGGCAUUAAAACAAGAAACUGAAAAUGCUCAACGGGCCUUGAGACACCAAACCGAAUUAAAAAUUUUAGAAAUAGACAGGCAAACCAUUCUCAAAGAAAUUGCUUAUGACACUGAAAGAUUUAAGUUGGAGAGUGGUUUAGGUGAAAAAAGGGGUGAGCCUGAAUCAGAAGUGUCAUUAAAAAUUCCUGGUGAGCAAAAUUACCUCGGAAAAAAGUUAGAUUUAAAUUUACUUCAAAAUAAGGUUGACCAAGUAAAAAAGGUAGGAGAUAAAUUUAAUCAAUUUACUAAGUCUGCCAGUGAUAAAAUUGACGAGAUUACUGAAAAAAUAAAAAAACCAGUUUUAAAACCUCUGCCAGUUGAAUGUUCUUAUCAAAAUCGCUCCUUUUUAGGAGAAUAUCCCUGCCAAAAAUCUUUUGAAAUUAAAUAUAAUCGUGGUUAUGGCGGAUAUGUUAAAAGAAAUAUUUGGGGCUAUUGGACAGAAAAAGACGAGGAUAAUGAAAAAUAUAUUUGUAAUACUUGCUUACUAAAAAUUUAUACUCCCACCCCUUUAUCUUUGGGUGAUGUUAGAGUAGUUGAAACUACCACUUUAUCACCUCUCCAAAGUCGCCCUCUUCCCCCUUUUCGCCUCUCUAAAUCCGUUCCUAACACUCCCCUCAAUAAUUCUUACCAAUCAUCUUAUUCGCCAACUUCACCUAUUAGUGAAAUAAGUGAAGAAGCAAGUUAUUAUGAAAGUGAUAGAGAUAAAGCAAACUUAGCCACUCUCCAAACCGAAGGAGAAAUUAAAGAUAACAAAUUACAAGCAAUCACCCAAAAACUUCACCAAUCGAUUCAAGUCAAUAAAACAUUACAAAAAGAAAACGAACAAGUUCAUUUAGAAUUAAAACUUACUAGUUCAGACUAUUUGGUUAAGGAUGAACAAUUUCGACAUUUGACAGAAAGACUAAACAAAGAAGUAGAAAACAACAAAUCCCUAGUAGCCGAAUUAGAAAAAAUUACUCAUAAACAACAAGAAUUAAUUAACCAGUUAUCUCGUUUAAAGAAUGAUAAAAAAAUAGAUGAAAUUGAAAGGGCUGAAUUGGAACAAUCGCUCUUGGAACAAGCCGAAGAAUACAAAAAGCAAUUACGGGAGUUAAAAACCAAGCACAAAAAAGAAAUCCAAAAUUAUCGUUUGUUUAAUUCUUUGGAAAGGGAAGAUGAAGGAAGCAAAAAAUAUAAAAGAAAGACCUUGGAUUAUGGAAUGUUAUCUCGUUAUAGCAGUAUUUAUUCAGACCAUAACCGAGCCUCCUCAAUGACUUCGUUUCCACAAAGCCCUACUUUGGAUUUUGAAAUAGCAUUAAAAACUCCUAAAACGGCUAAAUCUUUACAAGAAGAAUUAAACGAUGCCAUUUUAAAUGAGAGUGAAAAAAAUUUGGAUACUACUCUUAAUAAUUUGAUGGGUGAAAUUAAUCAAGCAAUAGAGAUUUCCCCCGAGGCAGUUAAAGAAUUAGAAGACCGUAUUCUAAACUUAACUCAACAACAAGAAGCCUAUCAGUAG